This is a messenger RNA of Cutaneotrichosporon oleaginosum, 891 nucleotides long. RefSeq lists its product as uncharacterized. The record is from RefSeq and is a predicted model, not a curated record. NCBI's taxonomy places the organism in Eukaryota, Fungi, Basidiomycota, Tremellomycetes, Trichosporonales, Trichosporonaceae.
CAUGGUGCUGUGUGCGCGCAGGGCACGGGUGGUGGGGAGGGGUAAGCGCGGAAUCUUGAGAGCGAGUGAGCGAGCGAGCGAGUGAGUGGGCGAGUUGAGAUCGAGGCGGGGUGUGGGGUGUAUGCGGGGCCUGCGCUUGCCCACUUGUACGCUGUGUGUGUCCGGUUGUCCGCGUGUUCGCCGCGUGGCUACGUCGCCGACCCAGCUCGCUUCACUUCGCGCUUCGCGUCAUCGGCUGCCGCCCGACGAUCGUGUCGUCCUGACUCCUACUCUGGGCUGGAUCCGAGCACAUCUCCCGCUCACGGCAUCGAGGAGGAACGGGGAAGACGGAACAGCCGGAGGCGGCGCAGACGUGACGCGGGCGGUUGACGCGGCCCAAGUUUUUCCGCGUAUCUCGUUAAUCGCCCGCCCGAAGCCCGAAAGUCUGAAAGACUGGGCUGGACCGAUCUCCAGUGCCUUCUUGGCGACAGAGGCUAGACGCCAGAGGGCGACAGGGAGAGGGCCAAGACAACGUGCACAAGGCAGGCGCGCAGGGUGCGGAAAAAUCCAUCAUGCCUUGAUUUUGCAGGAAUCGGAUGGAUGCGCGCGCUUGGGCGGUUGCUCGGGUGUGCGGCGGAUGAGCAGACGUACAGAUUGAUGAUGGAACGCUCAAAGGCAAUGCAGGAUGCAGGAUGCAGGAUGCAGGAUGCAGGAUGCAGGAUGCAGGAUGCAGGAUGCAGGAUGCAGGAUGCAGGAUGCAAGACCGUUAUAGGAGCUCCGCAUCACGCGGAGGCGCACGCACGUUCCAAGCUCACGCUCAGCGAUCACCGCGCGCGGUCUCGAUCCUCCCUGUUCUCCACGCUGACGCUGACCGCCGCCCGGAUCGCCAUGGCGUCAUGCGCUAUCGCUCAU